GCCGUGUCGUCAUCAACUGGGCCACCGGUGUCGCCGUACUUUGUUGUCGGCGAAGAAAACACUUUUGUAUUUAUUGCUAAUAAUAUAUCGGUGAAAAUGGUUCGCAAGUUAAAGUUUCACGAGCAGAAGCUCCUGAAGAAGGUGGAUUUCAUUAACUGGGAGGUGGACAACAACCUGCAUGAGGUUAAAGUGUUGCGGAGAUACCACAUCGAAAAGCGAGAGGACUACACCAAAUACAACAAACUGAGCCGAAACAUUAGGGAACUGGCGCAGAAGAUUCGGGACCUGGACGAAAAAGACGGCUUCCGAGCCCACACCACCGCCCUGCUGUUGGAGAAACUGCACAGCGUGGGUCUCAUCCCCACCAAACAGAACUUGGCGCUCACAGAGAAGGUCACUGCUUCGUCCUUCUGCAGGAGGCGUCUGCCCACCAUCAUGUUGAGUCUGCGAAUGGCUCAGAACCUAAAGAUGGCGAUCACCUUCAUCGAGCAGGGUCAUGUACGUGUGGGCCCAGAGAUCGUCACAGACCCAGCGUUCCUGGUCACCAGGAAUAUGGAAGAUUUUGUGACCUGGGUAGACUCAUCCAAGAUCAAACAGCAUGUCAUGAACUACAAUGAAGAGAGGGAUGACUUUGACCUCGUUGUGUAGACCUGUGAGGACACCUGCAGUUCUACCCACACACCAUGUCAACAAGGAGAGAGAGUGUGUGUGUGUGUGUGUAUGUGUGUGUGUGUGUGUGUGUGUG
Molecule: messenger RNA, 745 nt
Organism: Megalops cyprinoides (Indo-Pacific tarpon)
Lineage: Eukaryota; Metazoa; Chordata; Actinopteri; Elopiformes; Megalopidae
Gene: imp3
Product: IMP U3 small nucleolar ribonucleoprotein 3
Exons: 7
Coding region: 97-648 (183 amino acids)
Biological process (GO): rRNA processing
Cellular component (GO): small ribosomal subunit; small-subunit processome; Mpp10 complex
Molecular function (GO): rRNA binding; snoRNA binding; structural constituent of ribosome
Source: RefSeq, a predicted model, not a curated record